UUUCUUUUUAGGGUUGUGUUUGGUAUGAGCAGCCUAAACGAAGUCCAGUCGUGGGUCGCGUCUUUGGACGCGACAUUGUUGCCGUGCCUCCCUGCUCGAGAGCUCCAGGCGGCCGAUCGUUCCACUCAUCCCUCCCACCACGUGGAUGUGGAGCGCCAUGCCCGGGAGUUCAUGGAAGCGGCGAAGCAGCUGCAAGUAUUUUUCAUUCGGGUACAGCAUGAACACCAGCCUCCCAAAGAGGAGCUCUUGAAAAAGGAAAUUGCUGGGCUCGAAAGCGAGCUCAGGGCGAAAGACGAGCUGAUUAAACGGCAGAAGAGGCUGCUCCAGGGAUGGAGUGACAUUCUCAAAGCGCAAAAGCUCAAGCACAUUCAUGAGCUCGAGAGAGUCUAAAGCAAUUUCGUCUACCUCGCCAAUCCAAAACCGGUUCUUCGUCGCUCUCGUCAUCGCUUGAUAAUUCGUCAAGUAAGUUCUCUGGCUUCUUUGACUUUGAGUCUCCCGGCUUGGUCUCGUCGCGUAACUCAAGCUUUCGUUUCUUAAGCA
Selaginella moellendorffii is the source of this 540-nucleotide messenger RNA. RefSeq names its product mediator of RNA polymerase II transcription subunit 28. Gene Ontology annotation, cellular component: mediator complex. The transcript is spliced from 4 exons. Gene Ontology annotation, biological process: regulation of DNA-templated transcription. The coding region runs from base 25 to 390 and encodes 121 amino acids. Lineage: Eukaryota; Viridiplantae; Streptophyta; Lycopodiopsida; Selaginellales; Selaginellaceae. The record is from RefSeq and is a predicted model, not a curated record.